GCCGAGCAUAUGCAUCGCCCACUGCUCACCAUCCCAAUCAAGUCUUUCAUCUUCGACAGUCGAGCUUACCGCAUUACGAAGGAUGUCUUGCAGCUGUGGAUCAAGCUGCGGCUGCGGCUCAAACUGCAACUGCGGCAAGAUGUACCCUGACUUGGAGGAGAAGAGCGGCGCCACCGUGCAGGCCACCGCCGUUGUCCUUGGCGUCGGGCCCGCGACGGUGCAGUUCGAGGAGGCCGCCGAGUCCGGUGAGGCCGCCCAUGGCUGCAGCUGCGGCGCCAGCUGCAAGUGCAACCCUUGCAACUGCUAAGGUGCCAGCGGUCGAUGCGCUUGUGGUGAUUGUGCCGUGUGUGAUCGAGUGCAAAUAAUGAAACCGGCCCUGGCCAUCUGGUUGGUGUUGUGGUGUGGUUUGCUCUUGGUGUCCUUGUGACUUGUGAAACUUGGUGUUUGUGUGCGCGAGCCUAUGUGUGCGUGUCUUUGAAAUGGUUCAUCCGAACUGAAGUGAAUAUACAGAACAGGUUCACUCAAAGUGUGAAUUAUUA
Messenger RNA from Triticum dicoccoides, 539 nucleotides. Its product is annotated as metallothionein-like protein 1. The transcript is spliced from 2 exons. The coding region runs from base 83 to 307 and encodes 74 amino acids. Gene Ontology annotation, molecular function: metal ion binding. The record is from RefSeq and is a predicted model, not a curated record. NCBI's taxonomy places the organism in Eukaryota, Viridiplantae, Streptophyta, Magnoliopsida, Poales, Poaceae.